This is a messenger RNA of Dacryopinax primogenitus, 282 nucleotides long. RefSeq lists its product as uncharacterized. The record is from RefSeq and is a predicted model, not a curated record. Bases 1 to 282 code for a protein of 93 amino acids. The transcript is spliced from 2 exons. NCBI's taxonomy places the organism in Eukaryota, Fungi, Basidiomycota, Dacrymycetes, Dacrymycetales, Dacrymycetaceae.
AUGCUCAACAAUGUCCUUCCCCCUCUGGUAGACAAUGUGAAGCAGAGCUUUGUUGCUGUAUUUGCAGACACCAAUUCACCUACCCCAGACAUUCUGCACAGGGUCAAGCCCUUGAAGGCAUCUGCCUGCAAUAAGUUUUCCCAGCAGGGGGGGCUAUUUGAUCAGAGGCCAACUUUUGCAAUUUCUUCCCCUGUGCAGGGGAUGUUGGAACUGUUUUCCCCUGCAUUCAAGUGGAGCAUGUCCAGUACAAAGAUGCACAAUCAUCUGCAGAGUCCAACAUAA